Molecule: messenger RNA, 2766 nt
Organism: Myxocyprinus asiaticus (Chinese sucker)
Lineage: Eukaryota; Metazoa; Chordata; Actinopteri; Cypriniformes; Catostomidae
Product: nicolin-1-like
Exons: 7
Coding region: 184-819 (211 amino acids)
Cellular component (GO): nucleoplasm
Source: RefSeq, a predicted model, not a curated record
GAGAGAUCCGGUACAGCAACUAUCAACACAUGCUGCUAUAAACCUAAUGAAUCCUGCAAAGCUCACUGAAAUGACACUGCUGCUUUAAAGCGUUUAAGCAUCUGCAUCUGUUAAGCAAAACUGGUCUCAAAUUGCAAGUUUCUUCUGACCCACAGAACCAGACAAACAGCUGAAUAAAUUUUGAUGUCAAUCAUGAGUGUUGAACUGGUCAGCUGCACUGUGAAGUCACCCGUUGCUCUGCAGAUUGGAGACGCUGUGUCCGAUUCAUCUCGCCCUGGCGUCUAUAUAACAGACGUCACCCUCGCAGAACCUGUGAAUAUUCAGGAGAUUUCUUUCAAGAACUACUACACGGCAUAUCUGACGGUGCGUGCGCAGCGGAGAGAUGAAGGAGCUGCUAAGUGGGUCACCUGUCUGAGAAAUCACUGCCUGAUGGCCAAUCCACACGCGGAAGCUGGAUCACAUGACUAUUUCUCCAUUUACAGACAGCAGAUGUUGACUGAACCUGAUAAUGUGACGACAGUCAGACUCAUUUUGCGUCAACCCUCCUCAGAAUGGCUUCAUUUCAGCAUUGAGGAAAUUAACAUUUAUCCAUACAUGAAAGAGGACUCCAAACGGGAUGUUUCCGCAUGGUUAUCCACUCUAACACCUGUAGAGGCUCCUCUUGAUUUGAAUGGGCUUCCAGACCCGCAGACAGUUUCCUCCAGUAUUCAGCAGAUGUGGGCGCUCACUGAGAUCAUGCAGGCGAGCCAGACUGCAGCUUCCAUCGGACGCUUCGACGUGGAAGGCUCGUAUGAUGUCAAAUUGCUGUCUUACACAUAACGGGACCACUGAAAGUUCAUUGUCUGUUUAUUUAUGUAUAAUUAGAUUUUGGUGAUGCUAACUGCUUGCCCUGACAGUAUUUUCUUUCAUAAUUGGUUCCUGUUUAUAUAAAUAUUAUAUUAUGCUAUUUUAUUUCGCUUAAUUCUUAUUUAAAUUAAGGUUCCAGAGUGUUUUAGCUUAACUGAUAUGACACUACAAUGUAAAUUCCAUAAAAAUCUCAUAAACCGCAUCCUUGACCCUAUAAACCAGGGCCCGUAUUCACAAAGAUUUUUAUCUUACCAUUAGGAGUUCUACAAAGAGUUCCUUGCUAGGAGUUUUUGCUUAAAACCUAUUUACAAAACUGCUAAGAGAAAAAAAGGAAAUCUUAAGAUAAUAGUAAAGGCUCAUUUAUACUUACUGGGCAAACAGGCUUCGCUUAUUUCGCCUACAAACGAUGACCAAAUGCAGUGACGUAUUUGUUCCGCCAAGGUGUUCGUUUGGUGAGAUGUGAGUGGUGGUGGUGUAGUGGACUAAAGCACUGAACUGGUAAGCAGAAGGUUGUUGGUUCAAUCCCCACAGCCACCAUCACUGUGUCCUUGAGCAAGGCACUUAACUCCAGGUUGCUCCAGGGGGAUUGUCCCUGUAAUAAGGGCACUGUAAGUCACUUUGGAUAAAAGCAUCUGCCAAAUGCAUAAAUGUAAAAUGUAAAAGACAUUGUUGACCCAACAGAACUCGGCUGGUCGAAGAGCGUUUAUGAUUGGUUAAAACUAUUCGUGGGUGUGGUAUGGACAUUACUUUUUAUUUACAAUCGCACUUGCCAGCGGAGGAGUUGUUACCUAGGUUAUUGUUGUUAAAAUGGAUAACUUUGCAGCCCGUCUCUCUGAGAUUGUGUGAAAGUAUACUUUUUUUUUUUUUUUACAUGAUUUGUAACACAAAGUCUACUAAGACAGCGUAGCCACGACAAAUAAGUGGAGAGAGAUUUGAGUUUUUCAGAGUGAAAGGGUCCGUGACAAGUUUAAUGAAACUUUUAAAUUAAUUUAGUUUAAUAAGGGGCACAGAGAUAAAAACCUGCAUUAUUGGCUUUACUUGUGGCUGGAACAGUAUGUUAAACACGUGACAUCACACUAAAAGAACAAAUUUUAAAACGCCGUUGCGUGUAGUAUAAAUGGCGGCUUCAUUCGCCUAGGGUGCUUUAGUUCAUCCAGGAGAAAAAAUUUUUGGCUUCUUCCAAAGUAUAAACCAGAAUGACAAAGACAAAAAUUAGGAGUGACACAGCCCUAAUUUUUAAGAGUUGUGUUAGGAGCUACUUUUAGCCUUAAAAAAUGUUUUGUGAAAGGGUUCCCAGAUUUUUUGCUUUUAUGUGCCUUUCAGAAUUUACAAUUACAUGUAAUAAAUUUACCUCUGUCUUUGGGGUUUCCACUGUCAUGGAGAACCUGGAAAUAUAUAAAAAUUGCAAUACUGUAUAUUUCAAAGGGAAUUUUAAGUAUUCUGGAAAAACCAUGGAACAUCGACCCAGGAAUCUCUAUAAAAUGAUUUUUCAAAAAUCCAGUAACAACAAACAACUGAAAAAGAACAUUAAUUGGUUAGAAGGUUUGGGAACCCUUUGAGUUGAUUGUCAAAAUGUAUAAGAUUGUUUAUGUAUAUGUUUAUUUAUGUGCUUGUUUUUUGUUUUUUUUACAUUCGAUACAAGUAUUAUUUUCUUUAUAAGCUUGUCUUGCAUUUUUGCGAACUUUAUCUUACGAACCCUUGUUUUGAAAAUAAAACACCAUUUAUGUGUGUAGAUAAUUACAUAAAUGUACAGUAUGAGUUUAUUAAGAUUUACUGUCAUAUUUUGAACACAGAAUUAGAUAAAAACUUGUCUAGAGGAAUUAUUUGUCACAUACUAAACACGCAAAAAGCAGAUAAUCUUCACGGUAAAGUUUCAAAUCGAAUCUCUCUUGCCAGACUUGACUAUCUCUUGAGAUCUCA